AUGACAGACGUUCUUUCUGAGAUAGAGCAAGACUCUGCGUCGGCCUAUGAAGUUUCAGAGAGUGAGAAUGCCUCAUCAGAUCAGGAGAAGAAUAACAGAUCUCGCGCUUCCAGCAGCAAUAGAGCUAGAAACGGAGUAAAGAAUGCAAUUCGCGGACUCAGUACUGAAAAUAAGGUUGGACAUCAAGAAGAGUCCAAUCUGCAGUCUUCACCAAACCCGAGCUCGGAUGAGAGGUUUCAGAACGAAGCUCGUGAAUGGGCAACAAAUUUCGAACCCCCAAAGUCAGCGGAGGAUAUUAGAUCACCGCGCAGGCAUGGUCCACACAAAAAGAGGAAACCUUCACAAGUUCCUCCAACUGAAGCCAGAGUAAAACGACUGCGAGCUUAUCACAACUCGGAAUUUCGUGAUGUCCUCAAUAUUGAUAUCAGCGACGUUGUUCACAGAUCCAUACGUGAAAAGAAGGAUGCAUUUCACAAGAGUCAACUUGGAGCGUCAAUCUGGACCUCUUCAGAAAAGGAACUGUUUUUCGCGGCAUUAGAGAGACUUGGGAGGGCCGACGCUCGAGGGAUCGCACAGCGUAUUAGGACUAAGUCUACGCUUGAGGUUCAUGAAUAUUUGCGUCUCCUUGAUGAAGGUGGCCGGGGCCGGGAAGAGAAAGACAAGAGCAUACCCGAAUCUGAACUGUGGCUCGACAUGCCCGCUGCUUUUGAGGUUAGCGAAGAAUGUUGUCUUUUAUUGGAGAGGGCAGGAGAUGCUCUUGCUUCUCACGAGCAACAGCAUGAAGAGAAAGUCGAGAAGGAGAAGUGGGGAGACUGCUGGCUAGUAAACAAAGCCAUUAGCCAACAGCUCGCAAAACGCAACCAUGAUGGAGAAGAUGAAGCAUGGUUUCGCGAAGUUCUUCCAGCUGCCAAUUUGUUUGAUCUCAGAAAUUGGAUAAAGCUAUCUCGGGAAGUGUUUAUGAAUCCGGCUUUCCCACGGGAAGAGGAGAACUGGCAGGCUCUGGCUGAGGCUGCUGAGCAACCUGCUAUCAGAGCUACGGCCCUUGAAGACUUUCACUCUCUUGCCGUGAAUUUUACCAAACGCCUGAUUUCCACCACCUUUUUCUGUACAAUGUCCCGACAGCGAGCCAUGUCAGCGAAAAACAAUACUCAUGGCGACGUAACGCGCGACGAUGUUGAUGCAGCUAUCCAGAUUUUAGGGAUUAAGCCAGAUAGCUACGAAUUUUGGCUGAAAUGUCCGAGGAGAUGUAACUUGUCUAUCAUAGAUCCCGAGGAAAGCGAUAGUGAAGGGGAAUCUUUGACCUACGAUGAAGUAGAAGACUCAUUGAGAAAGAGCCACCGUCGACGCUCUCGCUCUCGUUCUAGAAGCCAUUCGCUGCAACCAGAACACCGCAGUGAUAGCUCUACUUCAUCAGAGUCCACCGUGGACUCGGGAGAUGAGACCGAACACGAGCAUCAACACGGUUCUUCACACUCAUCCGGCAACGAUGCUACCGACGUGUCAGAUACUAAUAUCCCCUCCCGCAAGGAAGAAGCAGCCAAACGAGCCCUAGCGAAACAAGAAGGAGAAGAGGCUCAAGAACGUUAUAUUGAAGCUUAUGACAUGGACUCGAGCAAGAUUGAAGAAGCACGACUCUGGACCAUGCUUGAGCAGGAUCCACCAUUCGAGAUGAAAGUCGAGCCUUUGGAAGAGCCUGAGUCUUCUCAACGACCUCGCAGAGGAAGGCAAGAUAUGUCAGCUACAUGGCGGGAUCGAGUCCAAUACUGGAGUCCAUGGGAGACGUUCGAUAAACCAGUUCCAAAGGAGAGUUUCGAGAAGAAUCGAAACAGAGUCUCCAAGUCGGCGAGAAAGUUGGCUGAGAGAUUGAAUCGUAAGGAUGACUAUGUAAGAGCGGACGAAGAUGGUGAAGAUGAUCAAUCUGUCUUACCUGAUAGACCUUCUUCAGAUGAUGGUAUGCCCGAUUUACCCGCCACAAGACAAGAUGAGAAUGAGCACGAACCAAUGGAAGAGGAUUCUAAAAUCGAUCAACAUCAUCAACCAGUCGAAUCUCAAAGCUCUGAUGACAGCAACUCUUCGCGAGAGCAAGCUCGUCAGGAAGCUUCAGAAGAGGGCUCUGAAUCGGAUGCAGAUUAA
Glarea lozoyensis ATCC 20868 is the source of this 2133-nucleotide messenger RNA. Its product is annotated as Homeo. Gene Ontology annotation, cellular component: RNA polymerase I upstream activating factor complex. Bases 1 to 2133 code for a protein of 710 amino acids. The record is from RefSeq and is a predicted model, not a curated record. NCBI's taxonomy places the organism in Eukaryota, Fungi, Ascomycota, Leotiomycetes, Helotiales, Helotiaceae. The transcript has a single exon. Gene Ontology annotation, biological process: transcription initiation at RNA polymerase I promoter; nucleolar large rRNA transcription by RNA polymerase I. Gene Ontology annotation, molecular function: rDNA binding; RNA polymerase I general transcription initiation factor activity.